UUCCAGCGGUGAAGACAUAGCGUUUUAAAAUAAUAGUGACACUUGCGCAGCAUAAAAAUUCCAAAAGUCAAAGAUGUCAUUAAAAUCAAAAUUUUUAUUAACAUUAACGGCGCUUGCGUUCUUGCUGAUAGCGCAACAAACUGAUGGAAGACCACAACCGCAAGCCGAGGCGAAUGUUGCUAACGAUGUGCUUAGUAAAUUGGAUAGUAUCUUUAAAGUCGGUCCAGGCAUGAAGGUGUUCAGUACGCGCCCAUCGAGCGUCCAUCCUAACGAGGUCACUGAUGAAGAUGAUGACGGCGCGGAUAUUAUCUGCGCAGAGCGCACUGCCGGACAGUCAUACUGCACAGAGGUGCCAAAUUAUUUGGCAUCCUCACAACUGGACAAGAUCGAUCCGCAGCAGUUUGAGCAAUUCAGCUCAUAUUUCAAAGACGAUUUCAUGCAACCUCUCAAUGUAACAAAUCGCAUGAACGAGGAAGCUGAGGAGAACUUCUGCAAUAGCAAAAGGCGCAUCAUUUAUCCGAAAAGUGUCGAAACAAAGGAAUCCAAAUGGGUUUUGGUGGUGCAGCAUGAACGGCACAGACAAGGCGUGUUGGUGGAGCAGUGCGAAAAUGAGGGCAGUUCCUGCAAAUAUGAGGAUCUAAUGCCCUUCGGCGUCUCAUCUAAAUGUAAGCAACACUAUGUCUAUCGCAGCUUAAUAGUACUGGUGAACGGUGUGUUGGUGGAGCGUAUGGUUAAAUUGCCAAAUUAUUGUGAAUGCGUUUUAAGAUUUAAUUUGAAAAGAAAAUAUUGA
This is a messenger RNA of Bactrocera neohumeralis, 790 nucleotides long. Its product is annotated as protein spaetzle-like. Gene Ontology annotation, cellular component: extracellular region. Bases 74 to 790 code for a protein of 238 amino acids. Lineage: Eukaryota; Metazoa; Arthropoda; Insecta; Diptera; Tephritidae. Gene Ontology annotation, molecular function: growth factor activity; Toll binding. The record is from RefSeq and is a predicted model, not a curated record. The transcript has a single exon. Gene Ontology annotation, biological process: central nervous system formation; regulation of Toll signaling pathway; innate immune response.